Tetrapisispora phaffii CBS 4417 is the source of this 969-nucleotide messenger RNA. RefSeq names its product Mpm1p (gene MPM1). Lineage: Eukaryota; Fungi; Ascomycota; Saccharomycetes; Saccharomycetales; Saccharomycetaceae. The transcript has a single exon. The coding region runs from base 1 to 969 and encodes 322 amino acids. The record is from RefSeq and is a predicted model, not a curated record.
AUGGGUUUAUAUGAUAAAAAUCAAGAUAUUAACCGAUUUAAUGAAACCGUUAUAGAGAGGGAGCUGAAUAACGCUGAUGAUGGGUUUCCAAAUUUAGGGUCUGAUUUCUUUCAAGAGGCAAAUGAGAUUAUUUCACAUCCUUUUAGAUGGGGUAUUGUUAACUCACAGAAUGGUCAACUAGAUAAAGUACUAUCAAGGAACUACGAUGGUUUAGGAGACUUUCAAAAUAUAUUCGGCCUUCCAACUAGAUCACCAACUUCAACAUGGUUUGGGGAAUUAUUUGAUCCAAGUGUUUACAAUAACCAACUCAUCAGACAAGGAGUAACAGGUCUGUAUAGUUUCACUGCACCCACAACUGAACAAUACUCGUCAUGCAUGGAAACAAAUGGUUUAUCUGUUUGGGAUUCCAACGGUUGGUGGAGAUGCUUAUUCCCCAGAUCAACCAUCGAAAGGAACAUAGAGAAGAAAAAUUUACAAAAUAGCAUUUACGGUGAACAGAAAAAUGCUAUAUUAUCAAAAGAAGAUGUUUUAUCUGAUGUUGACCAUAAAAAAUACGGAAUCUUUUUCCAAGAAUAUACUGAUUUAUUAAAUUGGAAGUCUCAAAUGAAUAGAAUCAUUAAAAAUAGGCAACAGGAACAAAAUACCAUUGCCAAAAAGAAUGAUGAGCUAAAAUCAGCUAAUAGUACUGAUUUAGUGUUAGCUGAUACUCCGGAAAACCUCAUGAUGACAGAUUAUAGUUCUUUGGAUGAUAACAUUGAUAAUAAAUCAGUGAUAGGUUCUGCAAAAUAUACAACUUACAAUUCAACUCGAGAAGGAAAAGAAAAAAUCCAAUUAUGGAAGACAUAUUAUGAUGAUGAUACAGUGAAUAUAAAAUCUCAGAAGACCAUUAAACCAGCAGAUGGUAGUAAACCAAAAACUGAAUAUUCAGAAAAAACUGUAAACAGAAAGGAUGACAAUUCAUCCUUUUAA